This is a messenger RNA of Dentiscutata erythropus, 312 nucleotides long. The record is from the annotation of a GenBank genome assembly. NCBI's taxonomy places the organism in Eukaryota, Fungi, Glomeromycota, Glomeromycetes, Diversisporales, Gigasporaceae.
AUGAUUAUUUAUAUAAAUUUCACAAAUCAAAGUAAUGAAAAUUUAACUCUUCCGUUGACUCAAGGCUCACUUAUUGCAUAUAAAGAUAACUAUGUUAUUGAAGGCAGCGAUGAUAAACAGGAUAUAUAUGAAUCAGAAUUGGCAUAUUUGCAUAAAAUUUUAGAUAAGACCAAGGAGCUUUUAGAAGAAUCUCAUAGCAAGCCAAAAAGACAUUUGUGGUUGAAAAAUGUUCAACCAAAUUUUAAAUUACUGGAAAAGAUGAACGAUGAUAUUUUAUUAUUAAAUAACCGAAGAACGAUGCCAAAAACAUAG